Caenorhabditis angaria is the source of this 2802-nucleotide messenger RNA. NCBI's taxonomy places the organism in Eukaryota, Metazoa, Nematoda, Chromadorea, Rhabditida, Rhabditidae. The record is from the annotation of a GenBank genome assembly.
AUGUUGGUGAUAAGAUGGCUGCCGUGUUUUCCAGUGAGAAAAAAAUUCUGCAAGCCGGGAGAGCGGAGUGUCGUUGUUUCCGCGAUGGUUUUUUUUUCGAAUUUUCCCCGGGUUAAACAACGGGAUAGCGGAGUGUUGUAGUAUUCGCUGUGAAAAAAUAUUUGAAUUUUUAAAUUGCCCGCCUGCUUUUUGAACAGAGUUUUUUUUUUGAAAUUUUGAAUUUUCCCCGGGCAAUUGCUAAACAACGGGAAAUCGGAGUGUCGUAGUUUUUUUUUUUGCAAAUAAAAAAUCGCGUCACUUUUCCUCGAUUAAAUCAUGUGGAAAAAUUGUUCGCUGCAAAAAAGGGUGCAAAAUGUUUUUUCCAAGAAAAAAUAUCUGAGGCGGGAAAUUCGAAAAUUCAAAUUUUUUCAAAUAAAAAAAAACAACGACACUCCGCUUUCCCGUUGUUUAACAAGUGCGCGGCAAAUUCAAAUUUUCAAACAAAAAACGACGACACUCCGCAGCGCGAAAAUGUGAAAUUCAAAAUUUUGCAGGAGCGAACACUUCCAGCCGGAAUUCACGAAGUUCCCUUCUCCUACACUCUUCCAAAAUCCCUUCCAAGCAGUUUCGAAGGCGAAUUCGGACAUAUUCGAUAUACAUGCAAAGCGAUUUGUGAAAGACCGUGGGAUUUUGAUAUUGUGACACGAAAAGCGUUUACUGUAAUCGGAAUUGAGGAUAUUAAUUCGGAUGCGAAAUUGAAUGAGCCAACAACAUUUUGCGAAUCAAAUCAGUCUGUCACUUUUUGUUGUCGAAGUUCGGGAAGUGUUUCGGGAGAGAUUCGGGUUCCGAAAAUUGGAUAUACGCCUGGUGAGAAAAUUGAUGUUUCUUAUAAGUGAGUUGGAAGUUUUGGGCUCUUUUUUUUUAAUUUUGAAUUUUUAAAUUUCCCGCCUAGUUUCUGUAGCGGAGUAUCGUAGUUUCUCAAUUUUAAAAUUUGAAUUUUUGAAUUUCCCGCCUGUAGCGGAGUAUCGUAGUUUUUAUAUAAAAAUUUUAAAUUUCCCGCCAAUGAAUUGUGCAAUGGGAUAGCGGAGUAUCGUAGUUUUUCAAUUUGAAUUUUUUUUUGAAUUCUUGAAUUUCCCGCUUGUUUUCUGUAGCGGAGUAUCGUAGUUUCUCAAUUUGAAAAAUAUUUUUGAAAUUUUGAAUUUCCCGCCACUUAAUUUUGCAACGGGAUAGCGGAGUGUCGUAGUUUCUCAAUUUUAAAAUUUGAAUUUUUAAAUUUCCCGCCUAGUUUCUGUAGCGGAGUAUCGUAGUUUUUUAGUUUGAAAAUUUUGAAUUUUUUAGUUUCCCGCUUGUUUUCUGUAGCGGAGUGUCGUAGUUUUUUAUCUAAAAAAAUAUAAUUUUUGAAAUUUUGAAUUUCCCGCCACUUAAUUUUGAAACGGGAUAUCGGAGUAUCGUAGUUUCUCAAUUUGAAUUUUUUUUUGAAUUCUUGAACUUCCCGCUUGUUUUCUGUAGCGGAGUGUCGUAGUUUUUUAAAUUUCAAAUACCUGCAAAAAUACGUUUCAAAAAAUAAUUUUAUAAAUUUUUUUGGAACAAAAAAAUUAAGCUGAAAAAAAUUUCAGACUUUUUUUUUCCAGAGUCACCAACAACAGCUCAAAAAAUCGUCAAAUCUCCAUACGUUUCAAUCAAACCACAACUUAUCGGUAAGCUUUUGGUAUUUUUGACGCCAAAAAAAUUUUCAAAAUUUUUCCAGCGCCAAAACCUUCGCCGGAAGUGAGCACAUCAAAAAUGUCUCGCGAUCAAUUCUAAAAAUCGAAAAAGGCGAAUGCGCGGCCAGAAGUUCCAUCGAUUGGCAAAAAGAGAGUCUAACAAUUCCGUCGCUGCCUCCGAAACUCGGAAAAUGCAAAAUUCUAUCGGUUGCCUAUUCAGUUGAACUUGAUGUGAGUUGCGGAAUUGCGGAAUUGCGGAGUGUCGUAAUUUUUUUUCAGGUAGAUCAAACUCUAACCGUUCCUUGUAACAUUGUGAUUGGCUCAAUUCCCCAAUUAUCACAAUUAUUGAUUCAUUCAAAACAAUCGACUGGGAAUUCUGGAAAUUCGGUGACAAAUGGAAGUUUGGCACCGAAAAGUUCAAUAAAAGAUAGUCCGCCAAGGAUAGAGGAUAAUAGUUGUGUACAGGUAGGAUCUACGGAUGCCACGUCAUAGUAUUCCUCUUCCAGAUCUCAAUAACAGAUGAAUGCGGUCAAACGGUGGAAGAAGAACUAGGAAACGAGAUGGAAGCCCUGUUAUCAUCCAGGAAACGCGUUCGAAUGCCAAGUUCGAUUCUAAGCGAGCUAUAUCCAACUAUGCCAAGUCCUUAUUAUAAGUUAGUUUAACUCAGCUCAAAAUUCUGCACAUUUUGAUAUAUUUUUCACCGCUAGAUCUUCAAUUUAAAGGAAGAUCGUGGCGAGACCCACACUAUGCGCCUUUAAGAAACUGUUCCCCAAGAAGCUCAUCUUGUAGAGCUCAAAAUUCCCCACAUUUUGGUAUAUUUUUCACCGCUAGAUCUUCAAUUUAAACGGAGAUCGUGGCGAGACCCAUUAUGCGCCUUUAAAAACUAUUCCCAGAAGGUGCUCAUCUUGUAGAGCUCGAAAUUCCCCACAUUUUGCUAUAUUUUUCACCGCUAGAUCUUCAAUUUGAAGGGAGAUCGUGGCGAGACCCAUUAUGCGCCUUUAAGAAUUUGUUUUCCAGAGAAUCAUUUUUCGGCUCAUCGGACAUAUCAGAGGAAAAAGAGCAGGCACAGUUUGGCGAAACUCAAUUUGCUCCAAAAUAUCCGUUUUAUACUGAUGAAUAA